Messenger RNA from Naegleria fowleri, 1932 nucleotides. RefSeq lists its product as uncharacterized. Gene Ontology annotation, biological process: glycerol-3-phosphate metabolic process. The record is from RefSeq and is a predicted model, not a curated record. Gene Ontology annotation, cellular component: glycerol-3-phosphate dehydrogenase (FAD) complex. The coding region runs from base 1 to 1932 and encodes 643 amino acids. Lineage: Eukaryota; Heterolobosea; Eutetramitea; Acrasida; Naegleriidae. Gene Ontology annotation, molecular function: glycerol-3-phosphate dehydrogenase (quinone) activity. The transcript has 2 exons.
AUGAGAAAAUUUUCGUGUUUCGAUCAUCCCACCAGAAAUCGUUUCAAAAAACAUUUGAAAACUCUCGGAGUUGGAAGUGGCUUACUCGUGCUCGUUGCUGGAUUGGGUACUCUUGCUAAUAAUUUAUUUCAAGCGAAUUUUCGGGCUUGGCAAGAGGUACAAGCCUUUUCAUUGGAUGAUUUACCCAGUGCUGAUUACACGACAUUUCCGUAUCGAGAAGAGAUGCUGAAAAUUCCUAGCCGAGCUGUACAGUUUGAAAGUUUGAAGAAAUUGAUGGACGAAGAUGAAUUUAACCAUGAAGCUCAAUUUGAUUUAUGUAUUGUCGGUGAUGGAUUAAUUGGAGCUGCCAUGAGUUAUGAAGCUUCAUUGAGAGGAUAUUCGGUGUGUCUGCUUUCUCCACAUGAUUUUGUUUCGUAUAAGGAUGAAUUUACAUUGAAUUCCAACAUGCUUUUUCAUCAUGUGUUGGAUGGAGAUUCGAAUGGUGGUUUGACGCCGAACUUUUUUCAAACCAAAGUCAUGCUAUGCAAAUCUGGUGUUAAUAAUGGCGAUGAAAAUUCAACAGUGACUUGCAAAUUUUAUGAAAAUAUCUAUUCGUCCAUGAGAGAAAAAUUAGAGAAACGAAAUGAUUUAUAUGUUAUUGCACCUCAUUUAAUGAGACAAUUUCGAACGACAGAAAUAUUUACCAACUCACAAAAAUUGAAUUAUUACAGACAAAUGUGGAAACUUCUGGGCUAUGAAUAUUUCAUUUAUGGAAGAGAUUUAUGGAUGGAAGAAUUAUUUUUGGGUGAUAGAAAUAUGUGUGAAGGAAAGCUGGGAAUACUAAGAAACCGAUUUCAAGAACGAGCCAAAGACAUGGAUGACCUAUUUAGGGAGUAUAAGGAUGUAAGAAAUGUGUUUAGAUGCAUUACGUACUAUGACAGUGGAAUUCUGAAUUUUCCUCGUCUCAUAUCAUCACUGGCUCUCACCACAACAGCGAUGGGAAAUUUUGCGUUGAAUCACACGCAUGUUGAGAAAAUAGAUUUGGAAAAUUCUCAACUCGUCUUUAGAGACAAAAUAGAAAAUGACAAUACUGAAUAUCGGCUUCGAUACAAGCAUUUAAUUCUAUGUGAAAGCACUCCACAAGAUGACAAACUUCUUUCCAAGAAAAACCUUCAAGAAGAGUAUUCAUUUACUUUGCCUACAAUAUCUCCUCAUAAUAUUGUCACACCAUAUGGAAAGUUCAUACCCCAUUUUAGAUACUCUAUUCUAGCGUUGCCAGGAGAGCACAUUGAUAAAUUGAAAGGAGUUUUGAGACUUGGAAAUUUAACAACCGAAAAUGGAACAGUUUUCAAGAAUGCUCUCAAGGUGUUGGAUCGAACUAAAGACUAUUAUUCAUCCAUCGCAGUUUUAAGAUAUCUUUUUGGAAAGAAUUUUGAUUCAAAAUCCAACAAGACAGGAUCUCCAACUUCACAAAUAGAAUCAGAUAGUCAAGUUCAGCUUCUCCAACCAAUUUACGGAUCAGAAAAUUUUGUUCACUUUCUGACACAAACCAUGAAAGCAAAAUAUCAUCAUUUGCAUGACGAUAUUAUUCGAUAUUUGAAAUUUAGUUACGGAGAUCGAUGUUUGAAUGUGCUAAGAGAAGGUUCUCGAGAGAUUGAAAGUUCAGACGGAACCAAAACAACAUUUUAUUUACAAAAUCAGAUCUGGGAGGAUUUACCAUACUUGGAAUGUGAAAUUGGAUAUUUAGUUCGAGUAGAAAAUUGUUGUACUGCAUUAGAUGUGGCUAUUAGAUGCCAAAUGUACAGAUACGAUCCUCUUAGAGUCAUGCUAGAGUGUGAUAAAUUGCUUAAUAUCAUGAAGGAUAAAUUAUCGUGGGAUGAGAGAAGAUACAAUACAGAAAAGACUCAACUUGUUCAAUUCCUUUCCAAAUAUACUCAACAUAUCACUCUCUGA